Strigops habroptila (Kakapo) is the source of this 6705-nucleotide messenger RNA. RefSeq names its product gamma-glutamyltransferase 7 (gene GGT7). The record is from RefSeq and is a predicted model, not a curated record. The transcript has 15 exons. Lineage: Eukaryota; Metazoa; Chordata; Aves; Psittaciformes; Psittacidae. Gene Ontology annotation, cellular component: plasma membrane. Gene Ontology annotation, biological process: glutathione catabolic process. The coding region runs from base 2430 to 4178 and encodes 582 amino acids. Gene Ontology annotation, molecular function: glutathione gamma-glutamate hydrolase.
GGCGGCGGUGUCGGCGGCGAUGGCGGUGCCGGCGGCGGCGGAGGCGGGGGGAGGCCGGCAGCGGGCCCUGGCCGCCGGCUCGCCCGUGGACUACAUGAGCAUCACCAGCUUCCCGCGGCUGCCCGAGGAGGAGGCGGGCGGCGCGGCCGAGGGCGGCCUCCGCGCACGGAAGGAGGAGGACGCGUUCCUGGGCGAGCAGGACACGGGUGAGGGGCGGAGGCCGAGCCCGCCCGCGGCCCCGCAUGCCCCCGGCCCCCCUCGGGCUCCGCUCUGCCCGCGGCCCCCGCGCACCGCAGCCCCCGCCUGCCCCACAGGCCGCCCUCGGGGCUCCCUGUCCCCGGCUCCCGCGGCCUCGCGUCCCCCCGGCCCCGCGGUCACCGUGCGGGGCACGGCAGGUAGACAGAGGUAGCGGGGUUCGGCGCGGCGAUGCCCGCUGCGGGAGCGCGGCUGUAAUAAAGCCGGGUGGUGCUGUGGUCCUGGAGAGAACCCUCUGCCUGGUUUGAGUUGAUCGCUUCCAUCUCAGUGCAGGGAACCGGUUUGCUCCUCCAGGUCAUGUUUCUCCAAGCAGUGUUGCCCAUCACCCCCUGCUCCAUGACCCGCGGGCAGGUCUCUGCCCCAUCCAUCCCAAACCCCAAGGAUCAUGUCUGAGCCGGCCCCAUGCAUCCCGUGUCGUCUGCCCUGUGGCAUUGGGUGACGUUCCCAGUGCCCGUUCUCGCCCGUGCCACCCUGCGCUGCCGGGUGAAGCUGCGUGUGCAGGUCUGCGGGAACAGCUCUUCCGAAAGCAUGGGGUCUCUCGUCUCCUGCGUGGAGCACGAGCAGGGUUUGGUGUGGUUGGGCUGUGCGGGGUGUCUGCUGGAGCUGCUGCUCUCCGGCCACAUGGAAUCUCGUGCUCAUUGACACUGUGUGCACGUCGCAAAAGCCGGCAGUGCUGCUUCAUGUCAUGGUAUCUACCGGACCAGCAGGGAGGGAACCAAGACCUUUGGUUUCUACUGCCCAGAAGAUCUCAUCAAACAGAGGAAGCCCCUGUUGUGCUGUCGGUGCAGGGGACAGACCUCCCCAAAGGACUGAACAGUCCCACAUUGUGGUGCCUGCCAGAGCCUGCUCCUGACUGACUCCACCAGUCCUGUCCCCGAAUGACCGCCCUGUUGUCCCCAUGCAGUACCAGUGGUCAUAGAGACCAAGUGACUUGCCCAGGGCCAUGUGGGCAGAGAACGAAGGGACUUUCGCGUGGGUGGGAGAGGCCGUGGCCUGUCCUCUCCCAUGGUUGCUCUCUGGGUGUUCAUGUCCCGUCGUGCUGGGCUGGUCUAUCACAGCACUGUGUGAGCAGAGCAGUGAGACAGUGUCCUGCAGGGGUCGGGUGGAGGAGCCCAGCUCACUCCUCAUUGCUUCUGCACCCACCGAGGGUGCCAGGGGCUGCACGUGACAUCCCUCCCCUGUGGCACCCCCUGCCAGGCCAGUCGUGGUCCCCACCAGUGGCACCCCAGCCCAUCACCCCCCAGCCAGGCCUCCCACUCUGCCCAGCUCGCUUGGACCAGACGUGCUCGUGAGGGGCUCUGUGUGUGUGCCCAGAGGCGCAGUCUGGGAAAGCUGAGCCUUUCCCAGUCAUGCACCUAAAUCACUGCAACGUGAAGGAGGCUAAAUUCACUGUGAGGGGAUCCCCUGGCUUGCAGGGGGUUUGCUCCUGUUUGCAGCAUCACUGAGAUUAAAAUUAUCUCCCUGCCUGGCCCAGGAGAGCUGCACCCAAAGGUCUUUGUAAUGUCCUGGCAAGGACAGGGCUGGCAGUGGCCAUGGAGAUGCUGCUUGGGCAGUGAUGGAGGAUGCGGGGUUUCCUGCUCACUCCCUUAACACAAAGCCAGGAAACAUCCCCUGUGCGGAUGUUUUCUGUCUUUUCCACUCGGUGCUCCUCUUGCUCUUCUUCUUCCCACCACAGAUGUUCAGGGCACUGCAGCCACCACUGGGUCUUGGCAGCUCCCCAAAGAAUUCACCCAGGAGCCCUGGGUGAUGCCCUGAGCUGCUCCCUUCCAUUUGGUGCCUGGCAGGGACAGGCAAGUCCCUGCCCCAUGUGCCAAGCAGCUCCGUGCACAGGCAGGGCACGCUCAGCCAGCACCUUCACUGCCACAAAGGCAGCAGCUGAUACAAGAGAGAUUCAAGGCAUCUUUCAGAGAAAAAGAGAGACUUUUCCAUCCUGCCGAGCAUUGUUUGCUGUGGGGUGGAUGCCCAGCAAACCCUGCCCCAUUGCAUUUGCCUUCUUGGAGCUGCGAGCGACUUGAUUUCACAGUGGGCCUCAUCAGCUGGAGGAAGCAUGAAAUUAAAGCAGAGCCUUCCCUGCCGUCCGAGCGGGUGGACACCCCGAGGCCCUCCGGUUUGCAGACCCAGAUUCCUUCCUGAAGUCUGCGCGGCUCCAGCGCCUGCCCUCGUCCUCAUCCGAGAUGGGAAGCCAGGACGUGUCUCCUCUCCAGGAGACCAGCAAGGACCCUUUCUCUGGAGACUGCAGCUGCCGGCAGGACGGGCUGACCGUCAUCAUCACCGCCUGCCUGACCUUCGCCACGGGCGUCACGGUGGCCCUCAUCAUGCAGAUCUACUUUGGGGACCCUCAGAUAUUCCACCGUGGUGCCGUGGUGACGGACGCUGCGCGCUGCACGGCACUGGGCAUAGAGGUGCUCAACACUCAGGGCUCCUCCGUAGAUGCAGCCAUCGCCUCAGCCCUCUGCGCGGGAGUCGUGAACCCCCACACGUCAGGGAUUGGUGGGGGUGGGGUGAUGCUGGUCCACGACAUCCGGAAGAACAGGAGCUGGGUGAUCGACUUCCGUGAGGUGGCUCCUCUGGGCAUCCCACUGGAAGGGGACCUGCAGAAGGACACCAAGCCAGGUCUGCUCGUCGGGGUGCCAGGCAUGCUACAAGGAAUGCACCAGGCUCACCAGUUACACGGGAGACUCCCAUGGUCCAAGUUGCUGGGUCUUGUGGCUGGUGUUGCUCAGGAUGGAUUUAAUGUCACACAUGAUUUGGCCAAAGCCAUAAGUGAACUGAAGGACCUGAACUACUCUGACAAGUUCCAGGAGAUCUUCCUGCCGGAUGGGCAGCCCCUGCUGCCCGGGAUGUUCGUCAGGCGCCUGGACCUUGCUGCCGUCUUGGAGCUGGUGGGGACAGAAGGGGUGUCUGCUUUCUACAGUGGGAACUUGACCCAGGAGAUGAUCUCCGAGGUCCACAACUACGGAGGAGUCUUGGUGGAGGAAGACUUCAGCAAUUACAGUGUCGCGGUGGAGAAUCCCAUCCACACAGUCUAUCGAGGUCAUCUUGUUUUCAGUCCCCCACCUCCACAUGCAGGUCCUGCACUGAUUGCAGCACUGAACAUCCUCGAGGGCUUUAACAUCACCAGUCAAGUACCCCGGGGGAAUAUCUUGCACUGGAUGGCAGAGACAUUAAAAAUAGCCCUGAGCCUAGCUAGCAACCUGGGAGACCCAUCUGAUGAUGUGUCCGUCACUCACGCUGCAGAAAGCAUGAUGAGUAAAUCAGAAGCUAAUUCCCUGCGCCAGCUGAUUAACGACUCCCAGUCCUUCUCAUCUGAUGUCCAUGUGCCUCACUUCUCCAUGGAGAGUGGACCCGCUGCCAGCCAGGUCCUUGUCAUGGGACCUGAUGACUUCAUUGUUGCGGUUGUAAGUUCUUUGAAUCGUCCCUUUGGCAGUGGACUAAUGACACCCUCUGGAGUCCUCCUGAACAGCCAGAUGUUGGACUUCUCCUGGCAAAAUAAAACAAUGAACCACUCCAUUCCUAGGCCGCAAAAUCUCAUUCAGCCUCGGAAACGGCCCCUGUCUUUCCUGUUGCCCACCAUCGUGAGGCCAUCUGAGGGGAUGUGUGGGACAUACCUAUGUCUGGGAGCCAACAACGGGGACAGAGCCUUGAGCAGCAUCGUUCAGGUUUUGGUAAAUGUUUUAACAUUUAACAAGAAUCUGAGUGAAAGUUUGUCACUUGGUCGACUUCACCCCCAGCUUCAGUCCACCACCUUGCAGGUUGACAGUGAGUUUCCUGAAGAGGAUAUUGAAUUUCUUAUAGCCAGGGGCCAUCAAGUGGAUAAAGUCAAAGUGCUCUCCCUAGUUCAUGGAGCCAGGAGAACCAACAGUUUCAUCAUUGGCCUGAAGGAUCCCAGGAGCGUGGAUGCUGCUGGAGCCACGAUAUUGUAGCGCCUCCCAGAGAAAGUGUUCCCUGAACAAGGCUGAGACAAACCAACCCACAUGAUGUGCAUGUUCUGAAACGGCUCCUUCCCCACCCUGGGGUGGGAGCCCCACACACACACAGCUGAGUAGACUUUCUGCAUUCCCCACCCAGGACGGCACCAGAGGGGUUAUAGCAGCACCAACAUACAGCACUCUGAUUUUUAUUGUUUUCUUUUUAAAUGCCUUGGAUGGCAAACAGCCCAGUCCUUGUCACAGGAGUGCAGGAGCACACUUUCCUUUCAGCAGAGUCUUGCUAAUAAUAUCAGCCUUUUCAAAAGCCCAGUUCUAGUCAGCAUCUUAAUUUUAGUGAGCAACAACAUCAGCGAAGAAAACAAGAUCUGAUGAUGAUACAUCUUCAUCUCCCUGUCUUUCCCAAGUUCAUUCUUUACCUCUUGCGUUUUAGCCCAUAACUAACACAGGCUAAUGUAGUGUUUGUAUUGCUGCCUGUAGCUGGAAUAUUGGGGAGUCCUUUAAUACUCCGUAUGGGCCAGCUGGUUUUUACCAGCCUCCUGUGUUAGUUCCUUUUCUCACAUCCCUGCAUACCUUGAAUUUUGGGAGUAAAUAUUUUGAAUGAAGUCGCUGUGCAGACUCACUGCAGCCUGAUUUUGUAACCAGAGCAAUGGUUUUCACCUUCUAACAACUUGUGGAACCCUGUAUUUUUCUUACAGAGGUUCAAGCCUCCUCCAAGGUGAAUUUAAGAUUAGUGGUAAUGGGCAUAAUUUUCUUAGAUAUGUUUUGGAGACAUUUUAGCAGUAAGUACUCCACAGACUUGUAAAAAUCAAAAGGCCAUGGACUGAAAACCACACGGAGAGUGUUUGGAUAGAUUCAGGGCUUUCCUUACACUGCCUUGUCUCAGUCUGCCCUGAAAGCCUGGAUGCUGUAAUCCCUAUGGAGAGGCUUGGGAUUUUCUGCUUACUAAAUUCAUGCCUGUACUUCAGCUCUGUAUUUUGAUACCGGUGCCUCUAUUGUGAAAAAAAGAGAGUGAGAGAAAAGGUACAAACCAAACACUACUGAGAGAAUUUUCUGUCCACAGCAUGUAGUGCAAAACACACAAAUACUUCUGCAUUUCUUGUCUGAAAUAGAGUGAAGAAAUAAUACCACAUCUGACAGCUGAACUGCUUCAUUCAUCCCACAUUUGGACAUUUCCUUUUCUUUUUACUAGCAAGUCAGAGACAAGUGGCACUAAAUUCUGGAAUUUGGUCAUUUUCUGCAGUCUAAAAUUUGAUGAUUUCCUUCAUAGUACAAAUGCCUAUAUAUAUGUAUGUAUGUCUGCUUAUGGUUGGCUUGGUCUCUCAUUUGAUGAUUACACCUCCUCCUGAGGGACCCCAUAGCACCCAUCCGUUUGUUCCACACCUCCUGACACUCGUUGCCAUUUGACAUGGGCAGCGUGUGGGUUACUUCGGGGUGGUCGGGGCGCUAUGGCAGAUAAUUGGACUAAUUGGUCCUGCCACCUGCCAGCUGAGGAUCUCAAAGCAUCUUACGUGAAGCCCUGCACGUUGCGCCGAGGGAGGACAGAGAUGCUUUUAUGCUCCACUGAAGCGCAGCCACCCGUGAGAAGAGCACGGCAGCCACCUAGCAGAUGGGAUCAAUGGUAUUGUCUGUUACAAAUGCAUCAGUGGUCUCAGCUGAGAGAUGGGGAAGUACAGUGUUGUCUUUGGGAAGUUGUCUUCUGUACCACCAUACUGCCCGUGGGGCAAGACAGACUUUCUGCGCUAUAGGGACGUCAAAUCUAUUUGGUUUUCUGUCAUCGGCACUAGAGUUGGUCGCUGCCUGAAGCUGGAGUGUUCAUAAAACUUCACGUGUCUUGGAGCAGACCUCUUCAGGUUUCACAGGAAGGGAAGGAUGCAGUUUUGUGCAUUGAAUCUCACUGGAGGAAGUUUGGGGGUUUCUGGUACAGCAGUGAGCUAUCCCUCGGGCAUGGAGGUUUGCUGUGCACAAAUAGGUGGUCGCGUCAUCAUCACUUCAGUUCUUUGCACGGAAUAUGACAAAACACUUUGAAAGAUAAAAUUUCUCCGUAUUAACUGAACUCACCAACUCACUUCUGAUGCUGAAAACUGUGUAUUCAUUUGGGAGUUAAAGACACUGGCCUUGAUUCAAAAGGGCACUUACACGCCCCAAGGAACAAUUUCACAGCAAUUAUUCAGAACCUUGAAAUAAAGCAUGUUCCAAAGUGCUCGGCUGGGUCAUGGUCUGUGUGGCAAAAAAGAGAAAAAGUAAUUGGAAGAUGGGACUGAGGCCCCUAGAUCAUCGCUGAGAGAAGUAAAGAUAUUUUGACUUAAUUCCCAUUUUCUCAGUUUAAAAACAGCAUCAGUAUAGCACAGAUGUAUUUGAUAUGGAAACGUGUAAUCUGCUAAUUGGCCCAGUGUCUCUGAUACUUUGAGUCCGUCUGUUGUGAUGAGACCUGAUGAGUUUAGUGUGAGGUACCAAGAAAUACCCGAUGUUUCCUUCUGUACAGGUGGGCCAGACAUUGUGAAAUAAAGGGCCAUAUUCUGGA